Molecule: messenger RNA, 9423 nt
Organism: Phlebotomus papatasi
Lineage: Eukaryota; Metazoa; Arthropoda; Insecta; Diptera; Psychodidae
Gene: cpx
Product: complexin
Exons: 6
Coding region: 1184-1609 (141 amino acids)
Biological process (GO): synaptic vesicle exocytosis; neurotransmitter transport; regulation of neurotransmitter secretion
Cellular component (GO): SNARE complex; terminal bouton
Molecular function (GO): syntaxin binding
Source: RefSeq, a predicted model, not a curated record
UUUCAGUGUGUGUGCUCCCCAAAAGUCGAGUAGCGAGGAAUUUUCUCGCGACGGCGAAUUUUCCGUGUGUAGAAUUUCUGUGUGUGCAGGGUGGACAAGAGUACCCCCUCAUCUUUUUCAUUUCUCAGGGGGACACCAUUUGUGUGGCAAAAAAAUACCAAAAGCUCACCCUGAGACCCAAGAAGUGUGAAAUAUUUUUUACGGAAAUCAUUUUAGUGUGAUCAAUUGGUUUUCUGAGCUGGUGAUACUAUCUAUCUGUCUCUUUUGCACAAAGGGGAAAGUCGUUUUUUUCCCUUCAUCCCCAUUGUCAAUUGCGGCCAGUGAAACGUCAAAAUUUCACAUUGCGCCCAAUAGUCGACUACCUGGACAACACAACGAUUUUCAUCAUUGAUAUUUCUCGUGGAUUUUGCUGUGGUGUUUUUGUUGUGCAUUUUGAUGUACUGUGCAUGUUUUGGUCAGCAAAUCUGACAUUUCAUUUGACAGCUUAGCCGUGGCAUACCUAGAAAUUGUGACACUCCACUGAUAGUGUGUGUGCUCUUGAACACAACAGCGCUGUUUUUUUUAGAGCUGUUUUUAUCGGAAAAAUUUGCGUGUGAUUGAGUUUUGUUUUUUCGCUCGUGUAAAUUUGUCAUUUUUGACAGAAGCACUGAAAACAUUUGGAGAGUGUGAUACCCAAAGGCAAAACACGUCAAAUCAUCUGAAGUUCUCAGUAAGAAUAUUAUUAUUGCUCAAUUGUAGAGAUAUUUGAGUGUGUAUGUGUGGAAAUUUGUGGGAAAAAUAGUCAAGAGCGAGAAGGAGAUAGAGGGAAAAUUUGUCCUAUUCGGAAUAAGUAGUGUUUCGGUCCUAUUUCACGGUUGGCGCGUGCGUGAAUUACGUCAUUGGAGUAUAACACAUCGGUUUUCGGGAGUUGGCAGUUGUGAAUUGUACGUGAAAGAGUCGAUAUAUACCAAUCCAACAAUCCCGCCCGAAAGAACCGAAUAAAAGUCUCGCAAACAGCCAUUCUUUCUUCAUUCCUCUGACGGCCCCAGAGGCUUCCAAUUAAUCUCCCACGAGACUCAAUUGCCUCAUCACAACGGUUCUUUUCUGUCGUAAGGCCUGAAAGGUGGUGAUACUCAAUUAAUUUCUUGGAACAAAAUCUUCUCUCGGUACCAGAUAAACAAGAGGAAGCCUUCCCAGCAGCAAGAUGGCAGCUUUUGUGGCAAAACAAAUGGUGGGGAAUAAACUGAGCGCCGUCAAAGGCGCAGUGGGUGGAGAUGGCGGAGAUGAUGGUGAUGACAAGGAGAAGGCUGAGGAGGAGGAGAGGGAGCGGCAGGAGGCCAUCCGAGAAGCCGAGGAGCGACGCAAGGAGAAGCACCGGAAGAUGGAGGAAGAGCGUGAGAAGAUGCGACAAGAAAUCAGAGAUAAGUAUAACAUAAAGAAGAAAGAGGAGCCUGUCGAGUUGGUGCAGGAGGAACCCAAUCCACUGAUGCGCAAGAAGAAGACACCUGAAGAACUGGCCGCAGAAGCCGAACAGGAAGAUUUGGACGAUUUCACAAAACUGAAAAACUCAAUAGAAACACAAGUGAGUGAAAUCAAGUCGCAAAUAGAGAGCAAAUGCGUUAUGCAGUGAUAUGCUGGUCGUCAGUAACAGAAAAUGGAUUUGUGAUUCGAGAUUGAUGGUGAAUGGGCUGAUUAAUCACAUGAUAUAUAGCAUAUAUUUGAGUUUGAAAGAUCAUUGUCACAUCCGUUGACAGCGUUUGGCUAAAUUUAGUCCAUGUAGGGAAAGAAAACUAUAAAAAAAAACAACCCCUCAGCAACAGCAAGAAAAGCUAAAAAAAAAUAAGUAAAUAAAAAUAAAAUUGAGAGAUAGAAGAUGUAGAUGAAAAUUCAUUCCCCAAGAGAUUAGCCGAUAUAUGAACAACUCACGAGAAUGGCAAGUUGAUGACGAGAUAAAAAAAAAUGCGGAUAUCACGUUUAAAAGAAAAAAAUGCAGAAGGAGUAAUAAUAAAAUAUUGUAAGCAAAGAAAAGCACUGUAGAAAAUAUAAAUAACAAGAGAGAAAUUUAUUUUUCCUUAUGGCUGUUUAGCAGAGAAAAAGGUGAAGAAGGUAGCAUUAAUAGUAAAUCACAAGAAUAAAAAAAAGGAUUCACUGAAAGCAACAAAAAAAUGUCGUAGGAAAAUUAUUCAAGUUGGUUUAUCUCCUCCAAAAAAAAUAUGAAUUAAAACCCUCCCGCAAUUCGGACAAAGACAUAAUAUAGAAGAAACUAAAAAAAAGCAAGAAUAAAGUAUAAUUUUUCAUUUAGAACAUAGCGAGAUACAACUUUUGAAGGCUAAGAAUCUGCAGAUAUUUUAGAGAAUAUUGCUAAAUAGGAGAAAAAUUCAUAGAUGAAAAAAAAUCAUAAAGCAGAUAGAAACCAAAUUCGAUUGAAAAAAAAAUCGUUUUACGGGAUACAGAAAAAAAUGAUAAGAAUGAGUAGGAAAAAAAUCUGCUUUACAAGCGUAUGUGAUACAUUCGAAUUCAAUAUUUGAUAAAGAAAAAAAAAUCUUAGAAAUAUAAGGCCACAAGAUAGAACUGAGAUUUUGGCGGGAAAAAUUCUCACGCACUUGAGGUGAAAUCGUGUGAUAACUUCUCACGUGCCUGUGACAAUUUUCCCGCCAAAAUGAACGAGCAUUGAUUGAGCAGAAAAGCAGCUACAGUCUCUUUUAGAACUUUAGAAGAACACUUAACACAAAACACAUCCACACAUUCUUUGCCAGCUAAAGAAUAAAAUAUGGCGCAUCUAGGAAGAUUUCUCUCUAAAUCCUCACAAGGCUAGCAUCCUGCAAAAGCUAAUUCUCACAAAGAUAGCCUAUUUCUCUAGUUAAGCCAUCUAACCUGAUCCCCAAGUUACGAGAAAUUAUUCAAAGCAUGCUUCCAAGUUGGCUGAUUAAAAGAUAAAUUACUGCACCUAAAGGGUUUUUAGGGUUAUGUCUAGUACUGACUUUGCCAUGGUACAAUUGCAGAGUGCUGAAAAAUGACAGCUGUCAAGUAUAAUACAUUGCUAAUUGGAGCCUCUACACAUUGUGAGAAAUAUAAAUCCAGAUUACACAUUUUGAAGUGACAGCUGUCAUGUACACGUCAGUAAGAUGUCAAAAUUGACAGUAAUUGAUAAGUUUUGGCAGCUGUCCAACAUAAUUUUUGAGUACAUAGUUUAAAAGGUAUAAAAUAUUCAUCAAAGACAAGUAUUGACAUCUAUUGAAAACACUAAAAAGUAAUGCAUUUUCAAUUAAAUUACAGCUGUAAAAAUACAAAUCUGACAGUUUAAUUAUAUAUCACUGAUAGACGUCAAAGCUAUCAUCACUGUGACAGCUGUUAAAUAUUAUUUCGACAGUUUUAUUUAUUUUCCUGGAAAACAGAAAUUUCAAAUAUUUCUGAUGUCUUCAAACCUAUUAAAAGACGAAAAAAAAAGCUGUCGAAUGUCUUUUUGACAGCUUCAAGAUUAGUUUGACAGCUGCUAAGAAAUAUAUUUCAGUCAUCUUGAAAUUUUUGAUAAAGAGCGAAAAAUAUUGAAAAAUAUUAAGUUCGAAAUUAUUCAUGGAAUCGCUUAUGUAAAAUAUAAUUUUGACGGAUGACAGUUCUAAUUCUUAGAGCUGUCAUUAAUGACUGACAGCCAUAAUUUUGAAUGACAGUUGAUUUUUUUUUAAAUGGCAUAGUCAUUUAAAAAAAACUGUUUUCAAAAUUCCUAACAAAACUUGGAAAACAGAACUAGUUGACAGCUGUCAGGAUAAGUCCGAAACUAUUCCAGGAAUCGCAUGUGUUAAAUAUAAUUUUACCAGAUGACUGUUGUAUACUGACAGAUGUCAUUGAUUGCUCUCACAGCCAUUACAAAAAUCAAUCUUUAAAGUGUUUUUAAUAAAAUUUGGAAUUCAGGAAUGGUUGACAGCUGUCAGUAUAAGUUUGAAACCAUUUUUGAAAUUUCAAAUUCUAAAUGUAACUUUGACAGAUAAAAGUUGUAUGACAGCUGUCAUUCAUUGCCUUCACAGGCUUUUAAAAAAUCUAUCUUGAGAAAGUGUUUAGUAAAGCUUGGAUAAAAGGAGUGAUUAACAGCUGUCUGUAUAAUUUCGAAACCAUUCCUCAAAUUGCCUAUGUUAAAUUUAAUAUUGACAGAUGACAGUUGUCAUACUGACAGCUGUCAUUCACUGCAUUCAGAAAUCAAUGUAUAAAAAGUCUUCAAUGAAUUUGAAAAUCAGAAAUCAUGUAUUGACGUCUGUCAAGAUAUGACAGCUGUCAGCAUGACAGGUAGUGACAGCUGUCAUGCUAUAUUACAAGUGUCACCUAUAUUGUGGCGAUCUGCAUUAGUAUCUGUAUCACUGCAAAUACUCAGCUGGACAUGAACCUAUCUUGAGAAACCAUUCCUAAAACUUACAUUCGAACCAAAAAAACUCACUUACUUAGUGUUUAUCCCAAAAACCAAUAUUGUAAAAAAAAUAAGUGUGGGAGAGAAAAUGUUCAUCCAAAUUCCUAAAAAUAUUCUCCAUUAGUCUGUAUAGUUUUAACACCUCCCUCAACACUUUAGUAAACGUUUUCUCUUGAAAAAAAAACACAGUGUUUGCUUAUAAAUGUGCUGUUGCGAUGUAUCUUGCUGAAAACUAGGAGCCAAAAAAUUGCAAGGAAGGCAAGGAAGAUGGAAAGAACGCUCUCCAAGUGUCUCAAAAUGGAUGCUUUGAAAAUGUUUUAAUUGCUGUGAAAAACAAACAUUUUUAGUCGCUUCGUGAUGUCUAGCCAUUGGGACACGGAAUUGGAAAAGAAAAAAGCUCCAGCUAUGGUAAAAGAAAAAGCUCUGCAUGGUGCAGGCAAGGUUAAUAGAUAUUUUAUAUAGUUGAUUCUUGUAGCAAAAAUUUCUGCAUGCUCUUUGUCUUUUCGUCUCACUUGUCUAUCUCUCGAUGUCGUAACAUUUCCAUAUUUUCAAUGUUACACGAAAAUACUUAGCAGUAGGGGAACACGAUAAAACAACAAAAUUGCUAUCCAGAUAUUGUGACAACUUUGCAUAUUAAAAGAAAAUUUUGUGAAAGAACAAACGGGAAAAGUCUUACACCAUCAUUUGAAUAAUGUCCAGCAAUUUAUUUUGCGUAUAUCGUGUAUUACGCUUAUUUUACGACCAUUCAUAUAUCUCCUUGUGCAUGAAUUAUAUCUUGAGAAUGUGAACAAUCAUUUGUCGGUAUUGGAGGAAGAGGCACGAAAGCUCCUGCCAAGAUGUAGCCACACAAAAAAAAUAUAUAGCCAUGGCAGAAAAUUUAAUGGAGAGCUUUCGCUUCAGAAAAUGCCUCCAAAAUCUUCCUCCUGAAUCCCCCCUUCUGCUCAAAUGACAUUAAUGGAAGGGAAGGAUUUUCUUUUUAUUAUUGCAUUUUCUCCUAAGAUGGACUAAAGGGUUAAUUUCAAGGGUUUGUGGAAGGUAUUAAAAAAAAUGGAACACUUCUGAGAAAAAAACGGAAAAAAACUCACCAUAAGCUUUUACUUUAUGAGGGAAAAUUAGUAAAGAUAUUUUAUGAGAGUUACAGAAGGUAAAUUGUAGAAAAUUCCCAUAUUUAAAGAAGUAAAAAAGAAAUCAACAAUAUUUAACGUCAAUUAAAAGAAAAAACCAUCUAAUUGAUAUAUUUAUCGAAAGGAUUACAAGAAAAUUUAUUUACUGACAAUGGAAGGAUAAUAUAUCAUUGAAAAAAAAGAACAUACGAGGAAUAUUUUAAAAACUAAAAAGAUAAACUAAAACAAAAAGGGAAUAUCAGUAUGCAAAAAAAAUUAGAUGAAAAGAGAAUCAUAUUUACAAGAUUUCCUGUUAUUUUCUUAUUAUUAAAAAAAAUCUUACUAAUGUAAAUGAGAUAAAAUGCAUUGUAUUCUAACAUAGAUAAUAUUUCACAUUCUAACAUCAAACUUAAUAAAAAAAAACCAUAAGUUAAAGAGCAAAACAGCGGACCCCGUCCUUCAAAUCCUUUGUAUAGAAAUCUCUCUCGCGCUUCUCAGUGUCUAGUAAAAAAAAGCAAAGUUUUAAAGAAAAAAAAUUGUAAAAGAAAAAAUGUGAAAACUAGCAACAGAAUCUUUAAGCAAUUUCACCUUUAGGGCAUGAUACAAAAAUAUUUAUUCAUAUCUCUGAUACAUUUCACACAGCAAACAACAAACUCAUAAAUAAACAUUGCAUAAUUUCAGCAUUAAUUUGUUUGGCCUCAUUUAUCUUUUUUUUUUGGAAAAAAAAUAAUAUCAUUUGAGUGAAAACAAACAUCUAAAGAACACUUGAAAAACGUUCAUGUGAAUGAAAUAAUAAUUCCAAAUGAAUAAACAAUAAUGAAACAAUAAUUAGUUAUUGCGUUCAACUGUAGAUGAUAGAGAAAAUAAUUAACAAAAAAAUAGUUAUAUUUCGGCUGCGAAUGUCAAGAGGAAAAAAUACCCAAUUUUUGAAAUGAAAUAUUAACAUUAAAAAAAAACUAUCAAUGCAAGAAAGAAGAAAAUGAAUGUUUAAAAAAUUAAAUAAUGCGAUUGAUUGAAAAGAGUUUGGGUUGUAUUGAGGGUUGUUUCAAUAAUUUUUCCUUUUCGCUUGUAAUGAAAUCAAGGUGUUCAAAGGUAGACAUUCUAGAAACGACAAUUCACAAAAUUUUAAUUGGGAUACUUUUGCAUCUCUUGGUUUAGCUGAUACAAAUCGAAAAAAAAUCCAAAAAACAAGCAUCUUUGGUGUUAAAUGUUGUUGGAUGAUUGAUUGCCAUCGCGAGCCCAAGAAGAGCUGCAUUCGGUAAAUAGUUACUCAUCUCUAGGAGCUAAUGAUUGGUGUUAAAUUCUCUUUUUAGACAUAAUACAUUAACUAAAUGUACUCUAAGUGUCGUUCUCUCUUCCCUAUCAAAAACCCCUCUACUUAUGCUCUUUAUAUAUAAUUUACCUCUCUUUAGAAUGCUGCUGCAAGAUGUUCUGUGCAUCCCCCCUUGCUAUUUUCCUCUUCGAUGUCUCUUCUCUUAUCUAUCUCUGCAAAAUUGAUUGCAUCUUCUUGUCUGUUUUCCAACUCAAAAUAUUCUCCUUGUGUCUUUAAUGUUAAUCUAUCAAAUAUUCAAUAAGACCAACAUUGAGAUUCACUCAGUGUCUCUGAGAAAAUUGCAUUAAAGUUUCACAACCAUGAAAAUAUUAUAUAGAAAAAAAAAAGAAACGAAAAGCUAUCUCUGCUACAGCUGCACAAUUUCUUCCACAACAUUUCACUCACAAAUGUCCUCUUUUUCCAAUAAAAAAACAGCAAAACUUCAUUUUACUGGAAUUCUUUUUCUUCAUUUUUGGUGAGUAUUUGAUCUUCUGAAUAAGCUCUUUUUAUUAAGAAUUUUAAGCCACUCCCCAUUCAGGAUUUAUGCCUUAUCCACAAUUAAUCUGUUAACCCUUUAAGGACGAGAGGGUCAAAAAUCGGUGGUCAGAAAAAAUCACUUUUUCUGACCGUUUAGAGCAAAACAUAACUUUAGACGACCGUAGGAAAAAUUUCAUUUUUGGGUCACCGGUGACCCAAUAAUGGUCCUUAAAGGGUUAAAUCUGGAAUGCGCCAAAGCAUUCAAGCUCCAAGUCCGAUAAAAUAAACCGUUGAUAAUGUUUAAAGGUCUCUUCAAAUUGGGAUAAAUUUUCGUCAAAAAAUCCUUUUUGAAGAAAGUCGUCUACACUGAUAUUGGUGGAAACGUCAAAAUUCUGUCAAAUUUGCGAGUUUUGACGAGAAUAGUUCCCAAAGUGUAGAGACCUUAAUGGAAAAAAAUAUUUCAUGAAGUGUGGAUAAUGCAAUAUCAUCGAUAAAAAUCUAAAUCUUUCAAUCUACGAUUUGUAAUUAAAUUCUGGGCGGAGCCUAAAAGGUUCCACCGAAUAAGAACAAGGCCACACCCUUCGAAAGCAAUAUUUUUUAAGUUUCAUUUUUCUAACUCCCAACUAUCUAAAUUGUCUUUGUUACUAUCUUCCUACUCUAUUUUAUGGGAUUGAAGAAAAAAUGAGAAAAGGUUUUGAGUGGGAUCAGUGAAUACUGGUGGGAGGGGCUUCACAGAGGGCGUGGUUUCCUAGGGGUGUGGUUUCGGAGAGGAAGUAGCUUUCGUUGUAGCAUGGGGAAGCCUUUUCGCAAGCUUAACAUUAAUUGUAGGACUUAAGGAUGGUUUGCUAACAAUAAGGGCCUUCAAGGAUGGCCUAAAGAUCAUCCUUAAGUGCUAGGAUUAAACUAAAGCUGACGAAAAGCAGGGCACUCAAUGGGUCAAGUGGUAGAGCACUCGCUCUAUGAUGCAAGUGUCUCGGGUUCGAAUCCCUUUAGGUCACCAGGAAUUUUUCUAGCGUUAAAAGUGUUCGGAUUGCAUCCAGUGAGCUUCACUGCACUUGAUUCGACGGGGCAUGGGAUUGACAACCUCAUUCCGUAAAAGAAAAAAUAAUAAUGCAUGUCUAGAAAUCCCCUUGAGGGAAGGCCUAGUUCCUUCGUGGAAUGUUGUGCCAGCAUUAUUAUUAUUAUUACGAAAAGCAGGAGUGCUAAGGCACAGCCUGACCGUAAGGUCACUCGCAUCUAUUAGUAAACUGUCCUUCUAUUCCAAUUUACACCUAUCUUACGGGAUAUCAAUAGAAUUGUGGGCUUUCAAUAGCAGAUUGUGUACAGGAGGAUGUGGUUUAAAAAGGGGCGUGUCUAAAUCUAUUUUGAUUUAUUCCACCAUUUUCAAUAAAUAUGAGUUUCUAAUUCUAUUACUUCGUCUUUUUUGAGUAAAGAACAAGUCUUUACAUUUUGUUAUUCUAUUUAAAUAUUUUUAGAGGGUGUGGCUUAUUGAUCAAGCGCCAUGAUAUACGAAUAGGCGUGGUUUUAGAAAACUGCACGGAAAGGUCUCUUUACUCCAGAACUAAUACAGAUUGUUUAUACUACAAUUUAUAUUGAGAAAAAGGUGAAAAAUUCCACCUGCAUCGCAAAAUCUUAAAAGGGGCGUGGCUUAAAAUUUAAAAUUGAUCGAGCUUCCUCAGCGAAUCAAAUUCUCCAAAAAGUCUAAGUUGCUAAAAGAAACCUCUCCAGUAAAAUGAAGACAUUGCAAAAAAUACAGCAAAACACAUUCUUUUAGAAUAUAUCAACACGAAAAACCGUUUAUUAAGAUAAAAUUGGAAUUUGGGUGGAACAAAACAUCAAAGUCUGAAAUAAAAUCUCAAUUUUCACAUCUUUCUACGAAUUCUUAUGCGCUGUUCAUGGAGAUUUUAUCUUCGAAGAAUGUUUUAUCGUACUCUUGCUCAUGCGAAGACAAAAUAAAACAUUUUUUCAUUAAAAUUCUUGCAGUUUGCUAGAAUUUUCUUUCUUUUUCUGAUAGAGAAAUCCCCGUGCGCAGCGUAUUACUUAAAUAGAUACUUACACGACAGAGUAUGACAAAAAAAAAUAGGAGGAAAAAAAUCAACAUGUAAUACACUCAUUGAUUGCGAUAAUUUUUUGAGAAUAUACUUGAAAAAAAAGAA